AGGGGCAAAUAAGUAAUUUGACAAAAUUGAACAGUUUAUGCGAUUGUAAAAGCUGAAGCGGAGAAAAAGGAGGAGGGAGGAUGGGGGAAGACGAGAGAAAAGAAGCAGCGAUAGCAUCGACGGCGGUGUUGCAGCCCAAUUUCAAGCCCAAAGGCCUUACGCAACAGCAGCUCUCCAAGUUUCAGGAGCUGCACAGGAAGCGUUUACAGAUAAAGUCAAAAUCAAAGUUUGAAAAGAAACCAAAAGCUGUUACUGGAAAAUUUCAUCGCAAGAACCACAAAGAAACAGACUUGACGAUUCAAGAUUCAAGCAUGAGUGUUGAAGAUUCAACUGUUCCUAAAUCUGAGAGCCACAAUAAUGGAAGCAGCUCAUCAGGACAGCAAGAGGAUGCACCAAAAAAGCGCCAGAAGUUACAUUGGGGGCUUGACACAAAGGAAUGCUGGGAAAGGAAAGCAAACAUGUAAAUAUGUCCCUCAAUACAGCAUCCGGGGUCCUGAAUUGGUGUUCUUUUAGAGUUGCAAUGCAACUUAGUCAGUUGAUCACAGAUCUGAAGAAAACUUUUACCAUCAACUUUGUCAUGUGGCUAGAAGAUACUUAAGUAAUAGAAGGAAGGCAUUUACCUUCAAUGCCAGGUAUUUUAUCACUGUACUCUUGUUAAUUUUAGAGUAGCAAACCCGGUCAAAUUGCACAAGUGUAGAUCAAUGAAAACAAGCAUUCAAGUGGCAGCUCCAUGUGCAUGCAAAUUCGCCAUUGAUGAUGUUAGGUAUUUUCCUUUUUCAUUGUAGUAGCUAGUGAAACUGGGAACUGCUUUUCUAUGUUACUUCUACUGAGAUGGUACUUGGACUAUCAUAUGAUGAAAACUAGUAGUCAUUGGAGCAUCUUUAAUAGAUUACUUCUGCUUAGGAACC
Messenger RNA from Argentina anserina (silverweed cinquefoil), 908 nucleotides. RefSeq lists its product as uncharacterized. The transcript has 2 exons. Lineage: Eukaryota; Viridiplantae; Streptophyta; Magnoliopsida; Rosales; Rosaceae. Bases 81 to 464 code for a protein of 127 amino acids. The record is from RefSeq and is a predicted model, not a curated record.